GCCGCUGGCCCGGAAGCGCUCGGGCGCCGGCGGCGCGGCGCGUGCGUGUUUGAGGGCGGACGCCGGCCUCCGGGCGCGAUGGUCUUCCUCACCGCGCAGCUCUUGCUGCGGAACCGCGUCACGGACCGCUACUGGCGGUUGCAGGAGGUGCUGCAGCACGCGCGGCACUUCCGGGGACGGAAGAAUCGCUGCUACCGGUUGGCGGUCAGGGCGGUGACCCGAGCGUUUGUGAAAUGCACGCGGGCCCGCAGACUGAAGAAGAGGAGCAUGCGGACGCUCUGGAUUAAUCGAAUUACAGCUGCAUCCCAGGAACAUGGCCUGAAGUACCCAGCAUUCAUUAUCAACUUAGUUAAGUGCCAGGUGGAGCUCAACAGGAAAGUGCUUGCGGAUCUAGCCAUCUAUGAACCAAAGACUUUUAAAUCUUUGACUGCUCUGGCCCAGAGGCGGCGACAGGAAGGAUUUGCUGCUGCCUUGGGGGAUGGGAAGGAACCUGAAGGUGUAUUUUCCAGAGUGGUGCAAUACCAUUGAGAGGCUCUGACACUGCCUGCCCUGGGCAGCUGAGUGUCUU
Molecule: messenger RNA, 568 nt
Organism: Manis pentadactyla (Chinese pangolin)
Lineage: Eukaryota; Metazoa; Chordata; Mammalia; Pholidota; Manidae
Gene: MRPL20
Product: mitochondrial ribosomal protein L20
Exons: 4
Coding region: 79-528 (149 amino acids)
Biological process (GO): ribosomal large subunit assembly; translation
Cellular component (GO): ribosome
Molecular function (GO): structural constituent of ribosome; rRNA binding
Source: RefSeq, a predicted model, not a curated record